AUGCAAGGCAUUAUCGCUGGGAUAAGAGGUUACUCUCUGUGUCUGGGUAAAUCCUGCGUCUUGCGCUUCAACCAUCCAGAAGAGGCCAGCCGUCUGAACAGCAUGUUGCCUUUGAAGAGCCCUGUCUCACCCCUGGGCUACAGCACAGACUAUCUGAAGUUUAGUAGUGACUACAGACAUGGGGAGGUGGGAGGGGCCAGCAACGCCAGAGGGAUGCGCUCAGCCUCAGAGCUCUGUGAUUUGAUGGACACCUUACAACGCAAGAAGAUCGCCCUGGAGACAAGCCUGAGAGCCAACGGGGACGCUAGGCCCUCCUACUUCAGUAUGACACAGUCUCCACCCACCACGCCUGUGACCUCACCCACCUCGAUGUGGUCAGCCUAUCAGGAACAGGCUAGGCGUUUCUACGGCUCUGAUCGUCCUCCUCUCUCUGGCAAAGCUGCCGCCCCUCGCUCCCCCUCUCGGCGCUCAGACCCCCCUUCCUCCCGAACCUCCGUGACCCGGAAACAAUCCUACCAAUCACAGGACAGCCUGCUCAUCUCCCCUGGCAAUGGACGACGCCCACUAAACCCAAACUCCUCCCCCCUGUUGUCGAUGCGGAACGGUGGAAGUUCCUCUAACUCGGUGGCCGGUGGUGAUAGCCUCUCCUCUCCUCCACCCUCAUCCCUCUUUCCAACUAGUGGAGCAGCCAGCAUGCCCUCCAGCCCCCGCCUGGGACUCCGAAGCCACGGCAACCAUGAGCCGGUGCCUAGCAACCGAACCAGGAAGUACUCUGCAGGGUCUAUAGGCGGCAUAAUGGAAAGUCACAGCCGCUCACUGCCCCGCCUCUGCCCCUCAUCAUCACCUCGUUCCCAUGACAACAGAGCCCUGGACCUGUUUUCCCUCCCCCUGACCUCUAAUCCUCUACGCAACUCCUCUCACAACAAUAGCCAAAACCACACCACAAACAACAACUACAACCAUAACCAAAUCACUAACUUCACCUACAGCCAGGCCCAAAACAUGAACCGGAACCAAGGAGAGGGGGUGGAAUCCAUCUCUCUCUCCAUCCCUGAGUCUCCCACCCAGGCCCCUCCAGACGGGACCACACAGUUCCUAUCAGGGGGCUCUUCCAGCCCCCGUGUGGCCAAGAAACUCAGCCUCACCUCCACCAGAUCCACCUCCAGCCUUCAGGAGCCAAAGAGGUCAGCCACCAGAGGAGCCUCCCCAGGACCAGAGCUCUUUCUGGGGGAGAGGGGGAGAGAGCACAGGGGGGGAAGGCUGGAGCCCGGGCUAGGAUUAGAGGAACGAAGGCAGUCAUUCGGAAAGGGAGGGGUGAGGGUGGGGUCGGGGUUGACCCCACCAGGGGGGUUCAGGGUGAGGAGUGGCAGUAUCAGCUCCCUGAGUGGGAAAGAAGAACUGACUGACUACCACCAUCGCCAGAGAGACGAGAGACUACGAGAACAGGAAGUGGAGAGACUGGAACUCCAACGGCUGGAGACCAUCCUGUCUUUGUGUUCAGAGCUGGGGCGAUCGGAGCAGGACAGGGAGAAGGGUGUUGGUUCUAGUCCAGGUACCGGUCUAGCCGACCUUCAAAAGAUCAACCGGGAACUAGAGAAGCUCCAGGUCUCUGACGACAAAGAGCCAGUAUCCGUCUUCUUCGACUUAACCGUUGACAGAAAUGGUACCGGCUCGGAAAACAAUUAUUAUGGUAACGACAAGGAGUGCCAGGUCGGACAGCGAUGGAGCAGCGAUCCCCGUGACAACAGGGCGGAAUCGCCCGUCGUCACUCUACGAAGCUCUGCCUCCUCACCCACCCAGCAUCUACCGAGGACCAAUCAGGCGCUGGCGGAGGAGGGACAGCGGAGGAAGGAAGAGACCCGUGCGGAGGAGAGACAGCGGAGGAAGGAAGUGACCCGUGUGGAGGAGGAGAGGAUCCAGGUGCUCAACAACAUGGACAAGCUGGAACAGAAGAUCAAAGAACUGGAUAACCAGAUGGAUGAAUCACUCAGAGAAGUGGAGGUGGAGGGUGCCCUGGUGCAGGCUGAGCAGGAGGCGGAGCUAACAGCUCUGCAGCAGGAGAGAGAUGCUGUGGAGACACUCGACACCAAGAUGGCCGUCAUGGAACAACAGGCACCGGAUCAGAAGACUCAGAACUCUGAGGUGCUGGAGGCUGAGACGAAGUGUUUUAAGGACCUGGAGGACCAGCAGAUGGAGAGAGAGAGGCGUCAUGAUGAGGAGAAAGAGAGGCGUCAUGAUGAGGAGAAGGAGACAAGCACACAACACCUUGUCAGAGAGAUCACUGACUAUCAACUCAGCACCGUCACACGCAAGGAGAGGCUGGUGACCCUGAAGAAGCAGGCGGACCUGAUUACCCAGCAGGCUCAGCGAGAGAAGGAUAGCUUUCUGAAGGAGAGGACCAACCUGCAGAUGAUGCUGCAGAGGGAGAAAGAGAACCAUGCCUCUCUGGAGAGGAAGUAUGCUGACCUCACAGGAGGGCGGCACUUCCCUCUCAGUCCUAUCAGUCUCAAGGAGCACUUCCGUUCGCUGGAGGAGAGGAGGUCAGUGAAAGAAGGCGGGGCCCACCUGAGUGACAUGUUACCCAGGAAGAAGACCACUGUCACCCCUCAGUUCAGCUGUGUUACACUGGGACACAGCAUGCUUAACAAGCAGCCCCCGGUGCAGAGUUGUAGCUGUGUCAGUGUUCUACCAAGGGCCAUGUCUGUCUCCAGCAAUACAGAUACACGCCGUCUGCACAAGGGUCAGGUCACCCGGUCCAACAUGUACCUGGACAGUGACAACGGCCAGGCCUACGACACCAUGAGCAUGGACAGCUUGGACUCCAUGGACACCAGCGUCUCUGUCUGCUCACCUGACAAUGUCUCCUGUGCCAGCACGUCUAAUGUGACCAGACUGGAGGAGAUGGAGCAUCUACUGAGACAGGCCCAGGAAGAGAAGAACCGCCUCAUAGAACACAAGGAGCAAGAGAUGGAGUCGCGCAAACAGGCUCUGGAGGAGGAGAGGAGGAGGGUGCAUCUGGAGAAACGACUGCAGGAGGAGACCAACAGACGACAGAAACUCAUUGAUAGGGAGGUGAAACUACGGGAGAAACAGAGAGCACAGUCCCGUCCUCUGACGCGCUACCUGCCGGUGCGUAAGGAUGAUUUUGACCUGAGGGCCCAUAUAGAGUCAGCGGGCCACAGCGCUGACACGUGUUUCCACCUGUCCCUCACGGAGAAGAUUUGUCGAGGAUUCCUGGUCAAGAUGGGGAGAAAGAUCAAGACCUGGAAGAAACGCUGGUUCGUCUUCGACCGCGACCGGCGAACACUCUCCUACUUCUCAGACAAGCACGAGGCCAAGCUGAAAGGUGUCAUCUAUUUUCAAGCCAUAGAAGAAGUUUACUACGACCACUUAAAGAAGGCACACAAGAGUCCUAACCCAUGUCUGACGUUCAGUGUGAAGACUCAUGACAGGAUCUACUACUUGCUGGCCCCCUCUCCUGAGGCCAUGAGGAUCUGGAUAGACGUUAUCGUCACCGGGGCCGAGGGAUACACUCAGUUCAUGGUGUAGAAGGUGUGAUGUGGCCAGGGUGGAGGGAUACACUCAGUUCAUGGUGUAGAAGGUGUGAUGUGUUCAGGGUGGAGGGAUACACUCAGUUCAUGGUGUAGAAGGUGUGAUGUGGCCAGGGUGGAGGGAUACACUCAGUUCAUGGUGUAGAAGGUGUGAUGUGUUCAGGGUGGAGGGAUACACUCAGUUCAUGGUGUAGAAGGUGUGAUGUGGCCAGGGUGGAGGGAUACACUCAGUUCAUGGUGUAGAAGGUGUGAUGCAGCCAGGGUGGAGGGACACACUCAGUUAAUGGUGUAGAAGGUGUGAUGUGGCCAGGGUAGAGGGACACAUCCAGUUGACGCUGUAAAGAGUGGUGCUUCGGCCAGAGUGGAAGGAUACGACCAGCGUGCGGUUCUGGGGCCAGGACUAGAUCCUCUCUUUUGGCCAGUGUAUUUAUGCUUCAUUAUGUUGAAAAAGUGAUUGGUCGUUGAUUAACUAGCAAUGUACAUAGCAACCACAGUAGGUUGGUGACAUAUUAUGAGCCGUCCUCACCUCAGCAGUCUUCACUGAUAGCAACAUGAUGUGCUGUAGUAAACAAGCAAAACAGAACAGUCAUUAAACUUCCUGGUUGUAUAGGGAUCAAGUUACUGAUAUUUACUCAGCCCUUGUGUCCUCCAGUGUAGCCAGAGGUCAAAUCAUCUCUGCAUGGAGUGUCUGGGGUCCGGCUAGCCAGGGGUUGAUGCGGUAUUGGGCAUUAAUGUGCUUCUUAACCAUAAAAAAAAAACUUGAAAACAUUUGAAUGAUAUCAUUGGCUGAUUUUAUCAUGUAGUUUUAUUAUAUUGUAUUUAUGCUAUUGAUUAUCAAUCCAUGUGUCUUUAUUUUUGCAUACAGAAAAAUUAAGCAAGAACAUAUUGUGCCUUGAAAAGUGUUUGGUCAUUUUUCUUAAAAAGAGAAUUAUCAUACGGUAUUGAUUUGUUGAACGCAAAGAUUCUGGUUUUCACAGAGGAGCCAUGUGCUCGGAACCAGCAGUAUUAAAUGAGAACCACUAGAGGGUGAUCGUGUCCUGGAUUCAGACUGAUUUCUGGUCCUCUCUCAGGUGUAAAGGCACAUUGUGUUCACACUCGAUUACUGUGGGAAUUCGAGACCUUCAACCUAAAGCGGUCUGAGAGAACAUCAGAUAAAUGACACCUGCUAUGACAUCAUCUUUGGCACUGUUUGCUGUUCAGUUGGCAUUAGCAAGUUUUUGAUGAUUUUGUUUUUUCAUGUCAGUAACACAUGUUAAAUUAUCAUGCAAUGGCUCACAAUUCUUACUGUAUAUAAAGAAGGGACUGUGCCACAUGGAAUCUCUGCAGAAAUGAUGUAGUCCAUUUCAGAAUGAGGGGUGCUGUAACUCUGCUAGUGUUUGUUCUAUCUGUCUGGGGCAUGGGCUC
Molecule: messenger RNA, 4955 nt
Organism: Salvelinus namaycush (lake trout)
Lineage: Eukaryota; Metazoa; Chordata; Actinopteri; Salmoniformes; Salmonidae
Product: pleckstrin homology-like domain family B member 2
Exons: 18
Coding region: 1-3549 (1182 amino acids)
Biological process (GO): regulation of microtubule cytoskeleton organization
Cellular component (GO): basal cortex
Source: RefSeq, a predicted model, not a curated record